Cladophialophora immunda is the source of this 360-nucleotide messenger RNA. RefSeq lists its product as uncharacterized. The transcript has 2 exons. The record is from RefSeq and is a predicted model, not a curated record. The coding region runs from base 1 to 360 and encodes 119 amino acids. Lineage: Eukaryota; Fungi; Ascomycota; Eurotiomycetes; Chaetothyriales; Herpotrichiellaceae.
AUGACAACCUCUGUCAACCGUCAACACAUCGCUACCUUCACAGCCCUGAAGCUUGCCAAGCAGUAUCUGGAUUCUACGUCUCCAUAUCUUUGGACUAGCGACUACUACUACCACGAGAGUACGCCUUUCCUCGUUGGCGGGUUCUUCGAAGUCGUGUCACUGGUGGAGCACCGCCUCGGAGACCUCGUGAAGAUCAAGUUCCCAGAAGAGAUUCCACGAUGCGACAAAUUUGACGCUUCCAAGGCUUUUAAGAGUCCGCUCGCCUCUAUUCGAUCUAUAGAUCACAGGCAUGAGGUGAACGAGAUCUCCUCCUGUACACAGCUGUGUUUAGAUAUUCUUCGUCAGCAACAGAAGAAAUAG